Molecule: messenger RNA, 2698 nt
Organism: Drosophila hydei
Lineage: Eukaryota; Metazoa; Arthropoda; Insecta; Diptera; Drosophilidae
Gene: Ir8a
Product: glutamate [NMDA] receptor subunit 1
Exons: 5
Coding region: 185-2614 (809 amino acids)
Biological process (GO): synaptic transmission, glutamatergic; modulation of chemical synaptic transmission; monoatomic ion transport
Cellular component (GO): postsynaptic membrane; plasma membrane
Molecular function (GO): transmitter-gated monoatomic ion channel activity involved in regulation of postsynaptic membrane potential; glutamate-gated receptor activity
Source: RefSeq, a predicted model, not a curated record
GCUCCUUUAAUCGUUAGCUUUAAGUAUGUUAUAUAAUUUUAUAUUGUACAAUAAGACAAACAUGUCCUGGGCGAUAGAAUUUAAAUUUAAUUCGAUUUUGUGAAUUGACAACUGGACAACUGGAGUGAGAGCUAUUUUAAAAUGUAUAUUGCCAUGACAGUUGUCCAAUUGAUGUGCGCAAAUUAUGCACAAUUAUAUGAAGGCCACGAAUUUGUUACAAGUCAAUUGGAUAGGACUCUGGCUUUCUGGCAAUCAGUCAAUUUGCAGUCAGCAUUUACAGUUGACGGUUGGAAUGGAUCGCUCGAAUAUUCUAAGACUCUGGCUGUGCAUUGGCAUAAGCCUGGCCAGUGCUAACGAGCUUAAGAUAACCUUCUGGAUCGACCCAGUGCAGCGAGCAGAAUUUGAAACGGAUAUUGCAGCUGUCUUAAAGGAGUUGGAAGGAUUGCAAUUGAAUACGAGGAUCAGUGAUGCGGUGCUGCAAUUAGUUCGCACCGACGAACAGCAGGACAUAGAUAGCUUUUGCGAGAUUCUCGGCAGCGUGGGCAGCUCGAUUAUCAUCGAUCUUAGCUACAAUCGCUGGUCGUGGGGCUACGAAGUAGCUCGUACGCAUGGCAUUGCUUAUGUGCGCCUUGACAGGGUAAUGCGACCCUUUCUAAACAUGUUUGCCGACUUUAUGCGCCAGAAGCGGGCUAAUAAUGUGGCCAUGAUCUUUCAAAGUGCUCGCGACACUACUGAGGCAAUGAAACAACUAAUGACUGGUUAUCCAUUUCGUACUCUCAUUCUGGAUGCUAAUGAUAAGCAAUCGGAGGAUUUUGUUGAGCGUCUUUAUCGGCUACGACCCGUGCCUAAUUACUAUGCUAUAUUUGCACGCGGCUCUGCCAUGAAUGGCAUCUUUGAGCGCGUAAAUAAGGGCAAGCUUUUUCAGCGACCCACCGAAUGGCAUUUGGUUUUUCUCGAUACCAGAGAUCGUGUUUUCAAGUACAAGCAACAGGUGGAGUUUGCUACUCGCUUCACCUUGAACGCACGCGCCAUCUGUCGAUCAAUGCAGAUGCGAGAUCUAUAUUGUGGCAGCGGAUUCACGUUACAUCGCGCUUUGAUUUUAAGUGUGCUAAAGAGUCUAAUUGAUUCAGCGCAGCUGAGUCCAGAGUUUCCAGAGCCUGUCUACCUGGAUUGCAACAGAAGUGCUGAGGCAAAUAGCGCAGGUGCGGACAAAAGCAUGUGGCUGGAGAACGUACACUGGAGCAACUUUGUGGAGUAUAUGCAGGCCAGCGAGGAUCCCUAUAACACCGAAUCGCUGACUGAGAGGACCGAUGAGGAGUCAGUGCCAUAUUUGAGCUUUGUGGCCAACAUUUCGGCAGGUUACUAUUCCAGCGAGCAUGAGGCCAAAACGGAUCUGGCCAUGUGGGCAUCAGGCGGUUUGAAGCUGCUCAAUGAGACAAUUAGUCCAACUAAACGUUUUUUUCGAAUCGGCACCGCUGAAAGCGUACCGUGGAGCUAUUAUCGCCGCAAUCCGAACACCGGAGAGCUGAUUCGCACCAAAAGCGGUGCUCUGAUCUGGGAGGGGUACUGCAUCGAUUUUAUAAGACGGUUGGCGGAGAAGCUCAAAUUCGACUACGAAAUUGUGGCUCCCAAGCGGGGACAUAUGGGUGAGCGCAAUGCGCGGGGCGAGUGGGAUGGCGUCAUUGGCGAUUUGGUAAAUGGCGAGACAGACUUAGCCAUUGCUGCGCUCAAGAUGUACUCGGAACGCGAGGAAGUUGUUGACUUUCUGCCCCCAUACUACGAGCAAACUGGUAUCUCCAUAGUGAUGCGAAAACCGAUGCGCCGUACCUCACUCUUCAAGUUCAUGACGGUGCUGCGGCUCGAAGUGUGGCUAAGCAUCGUUGCUGCCCUGGUUGGCACAGCGUUGAUGAUCUGGUUCAUGGAUAAAUAUUCACCGUAUAGUUCGCGAAACAAUCGCGUUGCCUAUCCAUACGAGUGCCGAGAAUUUACGCUUCGCGAAAGUUUCUGGUUCGCUUUGACUUCAUUCACACCGCAAGGCGGCGGCGAGGCACCCAAAGCCGUUUCGGGACGCCUAUUGGUCGCUGCGUAUUGGUUGUUCGUUGUACUCAUGCUGGCCACUUUUACGGCUAAUUUGGCUGCGUUCCUCACGGUGGAACGCAUGCAGACCCCUGUACAGUCACUAGAGCAGCUGGCGCGACAAUCACGCAUUAAUUAUACGGUGGUGAAGGACUCGGACACGCAUCAGUAUUUUGUGAAUAUGAAGUUCGCUGAGGAUACGUUAUAUCGCAUGUGGAAAGAGCUGGCUCUAAAUGCAUCCAAAGAUUUUCGAAAGUUCCGGAUUUGGGACUAUCCCAUUAAGGAGCAGUUCGGUCAUAUUUUGCUGGCCAUAAAUAGCUCGUUGCCUGUUGCAAAUGCGACCGAGGGAUUUAAAAAUGUUGAUUCACAUGGCAAUGCGGAUUAUGCAUUCAUACAUGAUUCCGCCGAGAUCAAGUAUGAGGUGACCAGAAACUGCAAUCUGACAGAAGUAGGCGAGGUCUUUGCCGAACAACCCUAUGCUGUUGCCGUGCAACAGGGCAGCCAUCUGGGCGUAAGUAUUAAAACAUUUCCACAUUAGUUUAUCUUUUCUCAAUUUCUUGAGCAGGAUGAGCUGAGCUAUGCGAUUUUGGAGCUGCAGAAGGAACGCUUUUUCGAAGAUCUC